AUGUUUCCGCCCUUCCAGCUGCCCAGGCCUGCUAGGAACGCUCACGCCAACCUAGCUAAGGCCACCCCCGAGAAUGCCGGAACAAUCGCCAAGCGUAUGGCCCUCGCCAAGUCGGUUCACCCUGACAGCGACUGGCUGCGUGAUGGCCUUUUCAUGGCGUGGCGUUACCGUAUCGAGAUUCCUGAGUUCGAGGACAAAGUCAAGGUUGCGCUGAAGGAGCUCAACGAUCACCGCGCUCUCUGCAAGCAGCAUGGGAUGGGCAAGGUUGAUGCCGGUGGUUUCACCCUCCGCAGUCUGGAAAAGAGCCACCAGUGGGCGGUGGAUCGUCUGGCAACGCAGAAGGAGUGGUCUCGCGAGGCUGACCAGCGCUACGUGGCAGCUUAUGUAGAGGAGGACUACGGCAGGCGCAAGUACCCGCACCUGGCGAAGAAGUGA
Molecule: messenger RNA, 435 nt
Organism: Trichosporon asahii var. asahii CBS 2479
Lineage: Eukaryota; Fungi; Basidiomycota; Tremellomycetes; Trichosporonales; Trichosporonaceae
Exons: 1
Coding region: 1-435 (144 amino acids)
Source: RefSeq, a predicted model, not a curated record